Messenger RNA from Myotis myotis, 1455 nucleotides. RefSeq names its product GTP binding protein 8 (putative) (gene GTPBP8). The transcript is spliced from 6 exons. Gene Ontology annotation, cellular component: mitochondrion. Gene Ontology annotation, molecular function: GTPase activity; GTP binding. The coding region runs from base 36 to 899 and encodes 287 amino acids. NCBI's taxonomy places the organism in Eukaryota, Metazoa, Chordata, Mammalia, Chiroptera, Vespertilionidae. The record is from RefSeq and is a predicted model, not a curated record.
GGAGGUCCUGCUGCGGGGGCUUCUGGGAGAGAAACAUGGCGGCGCCCGGGCUACUGCCCGGCAUGGGAAGGCUCAUUGAGAUGCCCGCCGCGCUGGGGCGCUUGAGCCGAGCUUACAGCAAGUCUCACGCCUUCACGGAGGUUCUGCAGCUGCCCAAAAUGGAACUGACGAAGCUCGUGUUCCCAUUACAGGAACUUCAGCGGCAUCUCCUCCCUGACGCCAAGCCCGACCUUCUGCAACUGAGGAUCUUUGACCCGAGCCUGGAGGCCAUCGCGAGGGCGGAGAGCUUCUUCAAGGCCACUCCGCGGCACCGCAUCGAGUACGUCAGCUCGGCGGUGCGCCUGGACCACGCCCCCGACCUCCCCCGCCCGGAGGUGUGUUUUAUAGGCAGAAGCAAUGUUGGAAAAUCCUCUCUAAUAAAGGCUUUGUUUUCAUUGGCUCCAGAGGUUGAAGUCAGAGUCUCCAAAACCCCGGGGCACACAAAGAAAAUGGAUUUUUUCAAAGUUGGAAAAUAUUUUACAUUGGUGGACAUGCCAGGUUAUGGCUAUCGAGCACCUGAAGAUUUUGUUGAUAUGGUAGAGACCUAUCUAAAAGAACGAAAGAAUUUGCUGAGAACAUUUUUGUUAGUGGAUAGUGUUGUCGGAAUUCAGAAAGCAGACAAUAUUGCUAUAGAAAUGUGUGAAGAGUUUGCAUUACCUUAUGUAAUGGUGUUAACAAAAAUUGACAAACCUUCCAAGGGACUUCUUUUAAAACAGGUGCUCGAGAUCCAGAAAUUUGUUGACACUAAAACACAAGGAUGUUUUCCUCAGUUGUUUCCUGUAAGUGCUAUGACCUAUUCUGGAAUCCAUCUGUUGAGAUGCUUUAUAGCAACUAUAACAGGAAAUCUUAAGACUAAUUAAUGGCAUCUAACUUUGCUGAAGACUCAACGUUUUUUAUGCCAACUGGAGUUAAACACAAGCAUUUCAACAUUGUUUUAAAUGUUGCAUAUCUACAAUUUGCAGAGGUUCAGUUCAGCUUUAAAACCUACAUCUUCUCAAAGCAAGAAUGACUUUGUGCCUGGGGGAAGAAGGGUUUAUAGAUGAUUGAAUUAUGCAGUUCAUUAGAACAGAUACUAGCAGUUUUUCCUAUUUUAACAAACUGACAAACAAGAGCAACAUAUAGAAGUCCAUAAGAUGAAAAUCUAUUUACUACUGUGUAGAAAAAGGUUUGCCAUGUUAUUUAUUGGGUUCAUCUUUUUAAAAAUGUCUAUUAUGUAUAUACUAGGGGCCCAGUGCACAAAUUCAUGAACCUUGAGAGGAACUGUGGGCUGAGGCUGCGAUAGGCACAGGGGCAAGUCUCAGCCCAUCCUUUGCGCCUCAGCUCGGCCCCUCCCGCCAUGGCCCCUGGUCCCCUGUCGGCAGCCCUGCUCCUGCUGCCACCACUCCCACGCACUGACGGCGCUGGCCCCACUCGCAC